Molecule: messenger RNA, 14188 nt
Organism: Esox lucius (northern pike)
Lineage: Eukaryota; Metazoa; Chordata; Actinopteri; Esociformes; Esocidae
Exons: 6
Coding region: 754-13089 (4111 amino acids)
Source: RefSeq, a predicted model, not a curated record
GAUCUAUCUCUGUGGACGCGCUUUUCCUAGAUAUUGUAGCGGGCUAGCAGCAAAGUGUAGGUAAGAAAGUGUAGUGUAAGUCUAGCAUAGAAUUUUAAAGGAAAUAUAAAUGACAACUAAUAUCGCCGCUAGGACAGUCUAUAUUUGGACCUCGUAGGUGUGUGUGCUCUUGUCCCUGUCAGGAAGGUGUGGCCAAUAGCCAGUCCAUGUGGAGCAGGCACAGAGAAGAGGACAACCAGAACUAACUGAGACAGCUCUAGUUGACCGUGUGAGAGACCCCGGGAAUAAUACACAGGUUUAAUCAGCUGUGAUAAAAGUGUCUUUCCGGUCCCUUCUAGCCUGAGUGACCAAGUGGUAAGAAGGCAGAGUCGGUGUGGACGGGCCCGGGGGCUGCGAGGCUCCAGUGCUCUCUCUGCCUCUAACGUGUGCUGCGCUGCUUGCUGGCCGCCUCUGUGACUGUGUUUGUCCGCGCUCUGUUGAGAACGAGAGAGAGAAAGAUAACUGCUACUGCUAAAGAUAUGAGGCUUUCCCCAACGCUGGCUGUACUGUACCACUCCUGAGGACACCCAGACUGCCAGAUCAGCGGUUCACCAUGAGAUUGGAGAGAUAAUCGCCCAGAGAGCCGCCCUCCCAUCCCUGCAGUUUGUGCCCUUGGAAGAAGCUCAUUGAUCCAGACCCCCUUACUCAUCAUGCCCCUGGCUCCCAGAUAACACCUCUCAGGACCAGGCCUGCACAGCACGCCUCGUCUGCACCAUGGCAGGAGAGACUCAGCGCACGUACGCUGUCAGAAAGCUGGACACGGAGUCCAAACAACAGGAUGAGGGCACUGCACUGGAGCAGUACAGCAGCAGUGAGAAAGCCGCAAAACAGUCUUCAGAGCACUGCUCAAGCUCAGGCGUGGAGGGGCGGACGGUCAGCAGAGGGACCGACUUUGAAGAGAAGGACAGGGAUUAUAGCCAGCAGCGUGAGGCUGUGAUCCGACCUCAGCAGGCGGGAAAAAUAGACUUCAAGUCGCUGCAGAACGGCCCGAAGUUCGCCGGCGACAGAACGUGGCCCAGUGGUAAGGGCAGCCCCCAGUCCCCAAGCGGAAAGAGCCGUGGCCGAGACAAGGGCAAACGGUCUGGGAAGUCGGAGCGCGGUAACCCACAGCAGCUGUACAGACUCAGCAUCACAAACCCGCGCUCCAAUCCUACCAUUGGUAUUGCCUACCCACAGCAGAAGGUCUCACCACCCAAGAAGCUGGAAGCCAGUCGAGGCCCUGUGUUGGGCAGCUACAGGUUCCACGUGCCCAGUAUACCAGAGCGAGAGGCCGAGCUGCAACAGGAGGAGCUCAACUACAGCCGCUGCUUCCAAGAGACCUCGUCCUCCUCCUCUGACCUCACCUCCCCAAGCUAUACCUCACAGGCUCUGGGAACCGCCGGUGGGACAUCCACCCAUCAACAGCCACCACAGCAGCAGCAACCAGGCCCGAUGGAGAACAACAAUACUACACAACCAAGCAGCCAGCUGCUCUUCCCAGACUUUCAGUUGAGUGGCUCCAAUGACUGGCAGUCUCCGGAUAGGACUUUUAACGGUGCUAACUAUGGGAUUUCCUCACAAAAAUCCACUGUUCUGUCUGAGGCAAACAAGGCAAAUGGCAGCUUUGCGCCAUUGCAUAUUCAGUAUGGAUACCAGUUGUUGGAAGACUCAAACCCAGACCCUUUUCCAAAUGAUCAAAACCCCCAAUCCCAGGACUAUAUAGACUCCUCUUUGGCUCCUGCCCAGGCGACUCAUAACUCUUUCUCCUUUCAGACAUCAGGGGAGGGGCAGGAGGGGGUUCAAAAUAACACUCAAUUCAACAGUGACCAGCCGGUGAACAGUUCUUCUUACUCCACUCCUCCACAGCCACCACAAUACCUGCAAGCACCACAAGGGGCAGCCUCCUCUAAGCACUGCCCCAGAGGCCUGAGUGAGGACUCAGCUAGCAGCGAGAGCUCCGGCUCGAGCUCCCAGCAGUCCGAGCAGGGUAAGAGUUCCCUGGCAGAUGGCACAGAAACCUUCAGCCAGGCAGACAAUAGGGAUGCAGCCCUUGCUUCAGGCAGCAAGCGGAGCUGCAACCCCAAAGACGGUGCUGUUGCCAGUCAGAGAACUCUUGGUGUACAACAAGCUAGAAGUAUUGCACAUGGUCCAAACUCCCAAAUGCACUUUCCAAACAAAGCCUACAACAACAGCCCUCCACUCAAUAACAUUCACAUGAGCUCGAUGCCAUUUGAUAAAAGCAUCAACACCAAGGCCCAUACUAGGUUAAGACACUCAUGGGAAGGACAGAAUAAGACCUUUUCACCAGCUGACCAAAACACUAUGCCUUAUCCUAAUAUGAAUCAUAAGUUUCAGUUUCAGAACCAGACAGCUGUUGAUCAAAGACCAAACACAUCUAAAAGCAAUAGGAUGCCAUGGCAACAGAUACGCCCAACUUCUGUCCCACCCAACCAAAACAGGAUAGAAUUGUCUAGGCAAGUAAGCAACCAAAAGCUCACUUAUUUGGUUGCACCUUCUGACUGGCAGGAUGAUACAAAAUCAAAUAAGAACGGUUCAUUGAAAAGCCCUAACUCAUUCCAAAACAAUAGGCCUAGUGAAGGUUUCUCAAACUCAAGACAAGAUAGUGUGAAACAGAGCUGCGGUGAGUCUAAGACUAAGCCCAUAUUUUUUGGAAUCAACCAAUCAGUGCCUGGGGCAUCAUCAAUAACAUAUGGAUAUCCACCAUUACAGGUCCCACAAAUGGGGCUUAUGAUGGCAUCCCCAUAUGAAUCUCCCUCACCCUCCCCAGUCCAUAACCCAGCCUCUAGCAGCACGUGUUCCUCACUCUCCCCAGCUUCGUCAAGCCCUGUCAACCUGUCUGAGGAUAGCCAGAUUAUAAAGUCUGGGCAUCCUCCUCCAUUCUAUCAUCAGCAUCAAUUGAAGGCGCAAGGACCCACAGAUUACCUCAGCACUAACUCUCACCAUUUCCACUCAGAUCCCUGUCGUAACCGGCCUUAUGCCCCAGAGAGGCAAAAAGAAGACAUGAUGAGCUACCUGCAUAAUAAUGGACAUCCAAAGCCUAGUAUGGAAGGAAACAAGGGCUAUAUGGAGGGCUUUGGGGUGGAGCAUCACCCACCUCCACCACCAUACUCUGCACAUCAACUGUUAGCUACGUCUUUAGCAAACCUUGACCAACUUGACGUGCUUCUCACAUGCAAACAGUGUGAUCAGAACUUCACUAACCUGGCCUCAUUCCUUGGCCAUAAGCAAUACUGUGGACAGCAUGCGUUUGCACAGAAGGUGGACGAAACUAGAACUACACCAGGAAGUACAACACAAUUUCACAGUGACAUGACAAAAUCUUCAUCCUCUGGGACUGCUUCAUGUCAAAGCAUCUCAAUGCCGAGGUGUCCAUCAGACCAUCACCUGUCUCUGCUGGGACUUAAUAAGAAUGGAGAACUGAUGUCUGAUAGCGAAACAAAAGGGGAUUCUAAGGAUGAUCCCAUGAAACUUAACUUGUUCUCUGGGGCAGGUAACCUUCCUGUCUCUCUUCCUGACUUGGAAAUGGAGGAUGCAAAGUUAGAUAGCCUAAUCACUGAGGCUCUAAAUGGCCUGGGGUAUCAGUCAGACAAUGCAGAGAUUGACAGCAGCUUUAUUGAUGCAUUCGCAGAUGAUGACCUCACCACUGUCAAAGUAUCUACAAACAGACUGAAAACCAAAGACUCAAUAGUCUUUGAGAGCAAACGCAAAAAAUCUACUGAAGAUGACAAGUCUCUGACACAAGGAAAAUAUAUUUAUGACUCAGACAUAGAGAGCCUUCAGACAGACAACAAACACACAGAAAGCCAACUUGAAAGGACUCCUCAGAAUUUUGAGCUGAAUGAGAAAUUGAAGAUCAAAAAAGAAGUGUCUCAUAAAAAUUCAAGGAUUGCCUCAGGGGAGAAACCGAGGGAACAAGAAAAUAAAGUGAAAGAUAUAAGAAAGCUGUGCAAUAGUGAAGAGGAAAACACUAACACUCCAAGGUUCCUCUUAUCUAGCACAUUUUCAGAACGCUGUGGAGUUAGAAGUUUCCAGGAUAAUACUUUGUCAAAUGGUGCAACCUCUUACCAAGUCUCCUCAACAAACAGGAGUUCCCCAACACCCAGGAAUGCAGCAAGGGAGAGUAAAAGGAAAAGGACCGGUGCUGGUACCUGGAGUAAAGAACUUAUUCACAAGAUAGUUCAACAGAAAAACAAAUUAAACAAGCUCCAUGUAAAAGGCACUAAAAACCUCCAGUUUUCAUUGGUGAUGGAGAGAGUUACGCCCACUGUGACAAACCCUGCAUUUGGGGAGUACGACUAUGUCUCAGACUCAGAUGACGAGUGUGAGCCUGUGAAGAUAGCAAGCCAAGGUCGCCUGAGUCAAAGCAGCCGCUGUAAAUACACAUACACAAAGGAGUGCAAAUGGAGGGCUAGGAGCGACAGGGACAGUGCCGCAUGGAGGCAUGAAUCAAAAGAGUGUUUUGAGGUGAAGAAAGCUGAAGAUGUCUCCUUGUCUCCAGACAAAACUGUUUCCCAUCAGAGACUAAAGAGGAGAGGUAGCAGGUCAUCCACUAGCAGUGAAGUCAGCACAUCUGUUAGCAUCUCCAGCGAUAGCAUCAACAGCCCCAAAAGCACUGACCGCACAGACUCAGACUGUGAGAAAAGAGUGGAAAUCAGGAGGAAGGACUCUUCUGAGCAGAGGACCUAUGAACGAUCUCCUCAAAAGAUAUGCAAGGAGUCUAGCACUCAACUAGCACUGACAUUUACCAAAUCUACUAAGAGGUAUAGCGCUGAUAAGACAUUCCUUUCUACUAAUAAAGACAAUUUAGUGGGUUCAAGGAUCAUUAACUCAAAUAUUGAAGUUGCUGAUCCAGUAUUAACAAUACCAAAAGUAAGAAGUGCAGUCAAAAACCUUGAGAAAUGCAGAAGCAAAGAUGUGUCCUCAAGGGAGAAGGAUGACUCGUCUAGCAGAGAAACUGACACAAUAAUGAGUUCAGACAAAAACGUACCACUGAGGACAUCUGUCAAGACCUCCAAAGGGGAAUCAACACAUAUUCAGUCCACAAGUUCUGAUCUCAAAUCACAUCAGUCAUCACAUUCUGCUACAAACAACAAGGAAUCCCUUUUUUAUAAUAAAUUAAAAAAAGAUGAGACCAUCUCAAAGGAACGAUCUGUACUCAAAAUCAAAGAAAGUGGGGGAUCUCAAUCCACACAGACACAUUCAAAGUUGUCAGAGAUUUCUACUUUUGACAAACAUAAUAAGAGUGCUCCUUAUCCCAUUAAGGAGCCAAUUACUUUCAGCAAUGUGAUAGUCCCCAAGUCCACACCUCUUUGCAGUGCACUCAUGGACGAAGUGUGCCUGUCUCCAACUGAAUUUCAGGAGGCUUUGACACAGAAAGAGACGUCACAUCUCAUUCCAUACCCCCUAGGGCAGGACCAGAGUCUUAUGAAGUCUCCUCUCUCAUUUGACACAACCUCAAUGUUUGAGGACCUUUCAGUGGCCGAAUUUGACAAUGGUCUCUACACUGACAUUCCAUUGCACAAAGAAGGUUUUAACUCCUUAGAGACCUCCAGUGACAAAAAAGAGGUGUUCAGCUCAUCGUCUUUUCUUUCUCCUUUCUUGGAACAGAGGGACUGGGGUCUUAUGGUCGAUGUCAGUCCCAUGUUACCAGAUGAGAUAUCCCAAUACAAAGACAACUUGGACAAACCAAAUCAAAAGAAGUCAGAUUACAGUCAUGUUCCUUUGUCUUUGCCAGACAAAAUUAUGGACUACAGUGUAAAUCUCAACAGCUGCGUGUCAGAAGAUGAGCUAGAGAUAAAGAGGAUUGUGACAGAGUUGGAGAGUCAGCUCCAGACAACCAAGCUGAGUGGGCCGCCAUUGCUUACUGAGGAGUCCCCAAAGCUUCUGAAGAUGAGCAAAUUCUCCCCUCUACGACUCAAUGAUGAAUCUGAGAAUGAAGACGAUGGCCUGGAUAUGGGCUGCCCUGUACAAAGCAUGGCAUUGGCAGUGUCAAGUAUGCCAUCUGACCCACAUUCAGAGGCCUUUGCUGAGCCCGGUCUACCAUGGUCCAGUACAUUUGAGUUUGAGUUGAUGGAUGGACAUCAUACGCCAACCCAUGCUGAACCUAGUGUUCUUGAGCAGGUUAGCGAGAACGAUGACCAAAAGCACACAAUGAUGACCUCAACCUUAAAUGCUGAGAAAGGGAAUCUGGAACAGGAGGACCAGAAAGAUAAAGGAGUGGGUGUUGACGAAAGAACUGCCAUAGAGAAAUCUGAAGAGAUUUUAGAGAAUAAGACAUAUGCAGAAAACCUGAUGAAAAGUCUGGAGGUAAUAUCAGAUUCCAUUUUCAAAAAUGAUCCCAUCACACCUAGUGUUGAGGAGUCAAACAUCACUUUGGUUAAGAGCCAGGAAAACAUACAGAUUGACAGCCAUGCUCCAUCUGCUGAAGCUGCUGAAGGUGGAGUUCCGAAUGAAAAAGAGGUCAUUACUGAGGAGGCGGCAAACGUGGAAUCCACACACUCUGAGUCAAAACCUGCUCAACACCCACCUGAUGUAAAAGAGACCCUUUCACUGCAGUCUGUUGAGUUUUUGCACAAUAACAAAAGUGGGUCCACAUUCAAAGAUAAGACAAUCAUGAAAAGUAUCACUGAAGACAGUAGUGGCAUAGAAACUAAAUACUCCUCAAACACUGAAAUUGAUAAUCCACCAAUGAUUGAGGAGAGUUUUGAGAAUGAGAAGCUAGAAGACUGUGAGGAUCAAAUCCAUGAAAACAAAAGUGACCUCCCUGAAUAUACAGAGCUUCUGGACUCAACUACAGACUGCCAUACACAGCUUACAACCAUUGAUGAGAACCCAGAGCUUGUAGAUACUACCAUUGAUGAGCAUUCAGAUAUUCUAGAUUCUACCAUUCAUGAGCACACAUACAUUCCAGAUACUACCACAGAUGACCAUCCAGAGAUUCCAGAUACUACCACUGAUGUGCAUCCGGAGCCUCUAGACAAUACCAAUGAUGUGAAUGCAGAGCUAAUAGAUACUAACAUUGAUGGGAAUACAGAGCUUCUACACGGCACGAUUGAUGUGAAUCCUGAGAUUCAAGAUUCUCACAGUGAUGGUAAAACAGAGCUUCAAGACCCUACCAUUGAUGAGAAUCCAGACAUUUUGCAUAAAACAAUUGAUAAGCACCAGGAGCCUGAAACACCUGUGGAGGACAUCAAUCUCAAAAAUAUGAGCCAGCUUUUCAAUAGGUCCAUCCUAGAUGAGGAAAUGGAGGAGAACUUACACAAUAAUCCUGAAGCGGUAGAAAAUGCAUCUGAAGAACAACUCAUUGAUGUUCAUCUUAUAUCUGAGAAUGUAUGUCAUUUACCAUCUGCAAAUGAACCGACUGAGGACAGUUUGGCAUUAAUAACAAAAGAAGACACCAUUGAAUCUGAGAGUGCAAUACAGGAUGAGGUGAUGAGUCACACAGCUCCUCUGAUUUGUGGCACCCCUGGGAAUGACAUUGAAAAUCCAUCAAACCAUAUCCUAAUGGAGACUUUCACAGAUAAGCUUCGCAAUCCACUGUUCAUGGAAACCAACAGAGAACACACUAGCCAAACUUCACUGUUUUCCAACAUUAAUUCAGAUGAUGAAAGCACCAUUUUGGGCGUUGUUGAGCCUGUAAGUGAUAUUGACAGUGAUGCACACAUGAAACAUACAUCUCAUGACAUAGCUGAAACAGAAAUGGAACUUGAGCACAAACACAGUCAAGAAAAAGAGAUUCCACAUUGUAAAGACAUCCAGAAAACAGUCACCUUACAUCUCGUUGUAUCUCCGCAACACUCACCAUACAAAGAGGAUUUGCCUCUGGGCAAAAGGCUGGACGUGAUUCCAGUUAAUACUUCUCUAUCAAGUCCAGUUCUACCAGCUUCUCCACACCUUCUUGUGGAGAAACAUGACACACAAGAACAGUCAAAGACAACGACAUGCAAAAAUAUUCAUACAGUCUCAGUCCAGGAUACACAAUCUACCAAGGAGGAAAACUGUGACUUAAAUGCCAAAGAAGCACUGCAUAUAAGCGCCCCAUUGACAAUUCCAGCUGAGAUUGAGUACUCUUUAGUGAGUCCUCCUCAACUGGAUUUAGGAAUCACAGAGAGUAAAAUAUCUAGCACUGAAGACUGCAUUUCCUCUUCUCUUCCUUUGACUAUUGCUACAGAGCCAUCUGAGGCAAUGAAGGCCCUUACAAAGAGAGUCUCUGUAUCACUCUAUGAUUUCAAACUAAGCCCACUAAACCACAAUUACAUUCCAGAAGAGCCUCCACAACUAAGUCAGUUUGAUUACACUCCUAUAUCCCCAGCUAACAUGGAUGAGGAGGAGCCAGUCAUCAAGCAGAGGCCCAAUGAUGAAUGUGCACCUUGUGAUCUCACUGAUGAAAUUACAUUGACCCCAGACAAACCAUUGUGCGACAUAGCAACCAAAAUUCCUAUGAGUCCAGACCAUACAGCCACUCUAAGUCCACCAGAUGAACCUUUGAUUAAGUGCAGUGUCCAAAAUGACAUAAAAUGUCCAUUAAUGUUACUUGGUCUCCCUUCUCAAAGCACUAUUACAUCCAAAGGUGAUAUAAAGGAAGAUUUUAGCAUUUGCCCGGCUCCCCUUGAAACUAUUGAUUAUUUGGACUUACAUGUUGACAUGUUAAAGAGAGUGGAUCAAGAGGUGCUGCCAGAGGCCCUGGAUAUUCAUGAGGUCCCUAGUGAUCAGAACACCUUUCCUUUGAUAAAGGACAUAUCAGAUGGUCAGCACACUCCUAAACCUCUGAUUGUCUGUGUGAAUGAGCCAACCCCAAUUCCAUCUGACCAAACCAAAUUACUAACAGUGGAGGAAGGUCAGUGUUCAGUAACACAGCUGGAUGAAACUAUGCAGAAAAAUACAAAUCUGUGUGAGAUAUGCUCCAUGUGUUUCAGGACAGUGCCUGGUUUAAAGAGACAUAAGGCCAUGAAACAUAUGGGUAGGACUGAAAGAGUAUGUUUACACAGUUAUCAAAUAUCUCACUCUACUGAAAUGGGCGAUAAAGAUGAUAUAAAACACUGGGUUCCACAAACCAGUUUGCAAAAAGAAAACAGAGACGUUUCUGAGAAUCUGUGCCCUGAGAUAAGUAAUAACUCCUUCAUAACCAGACUUGGGGAAACAGAUUUAAUCCUGAGGGACACCACAAGUGAAACAACUAUGGCAAAGCCAGCUGAUGACCAAUUCCUGCAAAUGCCUCCUCAGUUGACAAAAGCCAAGAAAAGCUAUAAACCACGGAAGAACAAAAACAGUGAGGUGAUGGUAAAGCCUGACCCAUUCUCUGACGAGUUACUCAACAUAUUAAAAACAGACAUAUUACAGGCUAUUACUCCUGAAUUCCAAACUCGGGUAAAGCAAGAUUGCUGCAUAUCACCUGAAAAACAAGACAUCAUGAAUUAUCCUGCAAACCACAACGUUACUGAGCAGGAGGAAUUUCCAUUCACUAUAACAAGUAACAGUUGCCUUGAACAGAUUCCAGUGUCUGAAAUAGAAGUUACAAAUCUACUCACUCAGACGAUGGACCUGACACAAAACAAGACUGAUACAGAAAAGACGAAAAGCACCAGACAAGAGUCUUUCAAUGCAGUUGCCGAAUUUGGUAUUGUUGUUGAAAGUGAUUAUGGACUAUCUGUAAGUAAGGAUAUUAGUAGGGACUAUGAUACGUCCAGAGAGAACCUAUAUGACACAAAAGAUGAAUGUGGGCAACAGACUCCAGAUGAUAGUCUUGCCACAUCAAAACGGGGGGAGGUUGCAGUAAAGAUUGAAUGUGAGAAAAACAGUGGCCUGACAGAUGAAGUGGAGAAUGUCUCCUCUUUUAAAUCUUCUCCUGCAAGCCCUCUUGGAUUAAAAACUGAUGUUAACCCUUUUGUUGAGGAUGAAUUCUCACAGUUAUUCCCCACUAGAAAUGAGGAACUGAAAAGGAAGAAAUGUGCAAAGGUUUAUGGCAAGAAGAACAAAAAGCUGAAACUAUCUCUGAAUUCACAGUUGGUUCAAGACUAUCCUCCUCCUGACCUGUAUCUGGAAAAGAGAGAUGACUAUACAGAAAAUCUGAUGGACCAAACAUUUGUGAACAAUCACAAUGACCAUUGUGAAUAUGAAACAAUAUCCAUUGAUGAUGCUAUCAUGUUAAACAUGUGUCAUAAUAGCACUUUAAAGACUGAUUCCAACAAAGUAGGAAACAUGAAAGGGGACACAACAGACAUAAAAGACAUUCAAGUAAAUACUGUGGAAAAUGGCAGUAACUUUCUAUGCCCACUUGAGAGCACUAUUGACAAAGGAACAUUGGCAUUGAGUGCCUUCAACAACCUUGUUGCAGAUGCUGUGAUUUCCCCUGACUCAACUUCCUGUAAAGCAGAGGUCCCAACCCCACCAUGUCCUCUUCCUAUCAUAACCCCUUCUGUUCCUUAUCCUGGAGAAACAUGUGUUGCAGACAACGAAUCGCCUUUUCACAGCAUUGAUAUACCAAACCUCAAUACCACCUUCCAACUACCCGAAAUUACAUUCUUUGACUCAAGCAAGGACAUCCCAUUAGCAGGGCCUCCUGGGACAGAUAAUUCGGAGAUAAAAGACACUGUAAAGACCAAUAAGACCAUUGAACGCAAGGGAAGAAAGCGGCAAGAGGGUAGCAUAAAGAUCAAAGACAAACAGUACAAGUGCAAAGUGUGUUUCACCUGGUUUCUCACCCUGGGAGAGCUGAACUUCCAUAAGCUAUCCCACAACCCCUCUCCACCUCCCACCUGCUAUAUGUGUGUCCAGCGCAAGUUCAGCUCCCGGGAGCAGCUGAGGGACCACCUGAGGGAGAAACAUGCUAAGAACAAGGCCGGCAUCUGGACCUGUGGGAUGUGCCUGAAAGAGAUAUCAGAUGUGUGGAUGUACAAUGAGCACUUACGGGAACAUGCCACACAGUUUGCCCGAAAAGGACAGUCACACAGUGCUAUCCUAGGAAGCUUGCCGGGUUCUGGUAUGCAGGAGUCAGCUGUGAAAAACUUUAUCACCUCCAUAAUGCAACGCCGUCCCAGCAAGGUCAACAGAGAGUCUAGUAAGGUCUCCAACAAGGAAAAAACUGCUAUUGUGGAGACAAACGGACAAGAGACAAAAACGACAGAGGUAGCUCUGACCAAAGUUGCCAGGCUUAAAGGAAACGGUGAAAAAGUUGGAAAACCAAGCACACUGACACCAGUUGAGGUUUUGCACAAAACAGAGACAGCGCCAAAGAAUGUGGAGAUGCACCCCAACUGUAAGGAUCCCUCGAGGGACUGUCACCACUGUGGCAAGCAAUUCCCCAAACCCUUCAAGCUUCAGAGACAUCUGGUUGUGCACAACCUAAAUAAGAUUUUUCUGUGCCACAAAUGCCCAGUGACAUACCAGGAGCCACAGGAACUAAAAGAUCAUCUGAAGAAUGAGCAUGAGGAGAUGGAUGAGCUAGACUCAAAGCAUACCACCCUCUACACCUGUGAGCUGUGUGCAGACGUCAUGCAUGUAAUCAAGAAAUCUUUCAUCUGCAGCACCUGCAAUUACACCUUCUCUAAGAAAGAGCAAUUUGACCGACACAUGGAAAAGCAUUUGUCAGGAGGGAACAAGAUCUUCAAAUUCAGAGGUGUUCUCAGACCUAUCAAGACAUCCAAAGAGAGGGAUGAGUGUGAAUUACCGGCAAGCAAAAAAAGAAAAAUUCUUACUGAUAGUCUACAAGAAAACAGCUCUGACAGUGGCAUCGCCAGCAUAGCCUCACUGCACUUAAAUCAGAAUGUUGAAAUGCCAGUUCUGAAACCUACUGUACACAUGACAGAAGACUCUACACAGACCAAUGCAGGUGAAUAUCACACUGUUGAUGCAAGUGUGAAGACUGAGGACAUGGCUGGGGAUUACUCUGACAAGGUGGAGCACUGUACAUUUCAUCUGGGCUCCGAAGGUCUCGCCACUGCUAUGCCCAAAACUGAGGAUGUAGAUCCCAGUCUUUCACCUAAGCUGCCUCUUAGAGACACGGUUGAAGCUGACGACAAAUCAGUCACAGAGCUAUGUGAUGUGAAAGAAGAGGACAAUCCACUUGAGAGUAGUACAGCUGACGAGGAAAGGGAGUCCUUGGCCAAUACUAAACAGAGCAGUACUGAGAUCAUUAUACAGACUAGCACAGCUGAAACUGAAAAGAAGACACAGAGGAGAGAUUCUACGGCGUCAGAUGAGGAGUUGUAUGUCAGCUUCAGUGAAAAUCUGAUCAACAGCUCAAAGAUGUCCAAUGCACAUGACCUUCCUCUUACUAAACCCAAAUCAAGUAACAUAUUAAUGGACCAUACGAGGGAGUGUGAACAGGGGCAGCAGUCAACCAUUAUUCACAGCCAAGACAGCAAGCAAAAGGACAAAGCCUUCACACCCAAGCCCAGUGAAAGCAUGAAACACAGCCCAAGGACCAUUGAAUCAACGCCAGUCCACCAUACCAAGCUUACAUCUCAGGGCUUGGCGUCCAGCGAGAACAAAGACUGUAUGAGAAGAGAACAGAAGAAGAGGAAAGAGAUGAGGUCUCCUCAUAGUUUACAGAGGGUUACAUCACCUGUUACCCGUGAGAACUUUGGUGCUGAUGUCAAGGUCAAAAAUAAAUUCCGUUCCAGCAAAGGCGAGAGCCUUGUGGUUCACAGGAAAUCAGACGGACCCAGCGACUACCCAGUGCUCUCAUCGAUGAGAGAUGAUGUGGUCACAAACAAAAUAAUCUCCAAACACAAAAUAUCAGGGAGUGUAGGCCUUCAACCAAAGAGAAGCACCCUUGAUAACUGCACACCAAAAAAAACAGAGAUUGUGCAUCAUCUUAAUGGGGAUUAUAAAGCCAAGAAAGGGCCCCUUGGGCGGACUCUUCACUUCCCUGUUUCUAAAGCGUCAGCACCUCCUAUGAACAAUUCAUUGAUUAAGUCUAGGCCAAAGACAGGGAUGAGAUCCAUUGAGAGCCACUCUUAUAGGACAGCAGAGUCACAGAACAACCUCUUGAGCCAGCUGUUUGGCCAAAAACUAACCAGCUUUAAGAUCCCUUUGAGGAAAGACACUUAAAAAUCAAAAAAACAGAUGGGUGUUUUCUGUGGGAAAAAUGACUAAAAAGUUGUUCAUGUUACUUAUGAUCAAGACAAUUCAUGUCCAUGCAUGGCCCUACUCUGUGAAAUGUUGCUCUAAAUACUUAUGUUGUCACUUUAUGUCUACUCUUGUAAAUGUUUUCGUAUUACACAAAUGUGAGGACUUAUGGCAGAGAUCUUUACGAAUCUAGAAUGAAAAUGCUAGUAAGUCAAAUCAUUGACUAUUUCCUGCUAUUCUUAUGAUGUUUUUCAGAGAUUAUAUUUCAUUAGAAAAAGGAAAGAAAAAAAGGAUACUUGAAAAUAAAACUGAAUAUUUUUCCAAAUAAUGCAUGACAGUUUUACAAUCACAAAGUGUUCAUAGAGGGUUUUUUAUUUUUUAUGCAACCGGACCAAAGACAUCCCAACUGACUUGGACUAUGUCAGUGCACCUUUUGUAUAUGCUUCUCCAGAAUUACUCUUUUUAUAUUAUUUGACCUUACUGUAAUGCAUUGACAUUCAUUGUAUUAGCUUUUGUAUAAACAUUAACUGGUGCUAUGUUAUUGUUUUUUUUAUUAUUAUUGUAAUGUGAACGGAAAUGUCCUCUAACUGAAAGGAACAUGAGAUCUGUAGCAGUUGCAUUAAUCCAAAGGUUUGUUAAAAAGACUGUAUAAAACCUACUCCAACAGUAUUCAUCUGUAGGUCCUUAGGAAAGGAAAUUAGGAAAGCUUCCAUCUGUACGAACUCAGGUCCUGCCAAGGACUAUUCACAGUCCUGAGACCUGUUUUAGGAGCUCCUCCCAUGCACUGAUACUACCACACAAAACACACAUUAGUACUCCGUGUCUGUCCUCCAACUGUUUAAUUAUUAAUAUAAGACAAAAAAGGUGCUUUAUCUUGUUUAUAUGUAUCUUAUAUUGUAUUAUAUUGUAGGUAGAUGAUUUCCCAGUGCAAUGCUCAAUGUCAAAAUUUUAUUUUAAUAAUGUGCAACAGAAUCAAAGAGAGAGAGAGAGAGAGAGAGAGAGAAACUAAAUGGAAAUGCAAUGCCUCUUGUAUUGUAAAGUGGUCUUUUAAAGUUGGUUAUUAAAAAUCUGCAUUGGUCUC